Telopea speciosissima is the source of this 1042-nucleotide messenger RNA. RefSeq names its product nudix hydrolase 15, mitochondrial-like. Lineage: Eukaryota; Viridiplantae; Streptophyta; Magnoliopsida; Proteales; Proteaceae. Gene Ontology annotation, molecular function: acetyl-CoA hydrolase activity; coenzyme A diphosphatase activity. The transcript has 4 exons. The record is from RefSeq and is a predicted model, not a curated record. Bases 23 to 892 code for a protein of 289 amino acids. Gene Ontology annotation, biological process: coenzyme A catabolic process.
CCAAACCCAAUUGCAACCUAUUAUGCGAUUCAAGUAUAUGAUACCAGUGCUGGGGCGGUUGUUAAUGGCGACCAGUCCACCAUCUCCAGUUACCAGCUCUGUCUCCUCUCUCAUGGAUUCCAACUGCAUCGGAGGUUCGCUAAGGCUUAGUAACUUAGCCCAGCAGCUCCGUCUCUACAAACCUCCCCCUUCCUUCGACGAUGAUAUCGAGGAGCAACGAAUCGAAGAAAGUGCGGGGAAGGUAGUUUCUCAGGUGGGUAUUGCAGAAUCGGCAGCACCAAUUACUCACCCAGAAAAAUUCAAGCCCAAGAGAGCAGCGGUGCUUGUCUGUCUCUUCGAAGGUGACGGUGGGGAUCUCCGGGUCAUCCUCACCAAACGCUCAUCGAGGCUUUCUACUCAUUCAGGUGAAGUGUCGUUGCCGGGAGGGAAAGCGGAGGAGGGCGACGCAGAUGACAGCGAGACGGCCACAAGGGAAGCUCAGGAGGAGAUCGGGCUCGAUCCUUCGCUUGUUAAUGUCGUGACUGUUCUCGAACCUUUCUUAUCUAAGCACCUUCUGAGAGUUGUUCCUGUGAUCGGAAUACUUACUGAUAAACAAGCAUUCAAGCCCAUGCCAAAUGCUGCUGAGGUGGAAGCAAUAUUUGAUGCCCCCUUAGAAAUGUUCAUCAAGGAUGAGAACCGGAGAUCAGAGGAGAGAGAAUGGCUUGAGGAGAAAUACUUGAUCCAUUUCUUUGACUACACAACAGAGGACAAGAAGUAUAUGAUAUGGGGUUUGACUGCUGGGAUCUUGAUUCGAGCGGCAUCAGUUGUGUUCCAGCGGCCUCCCGCCUUCCUGGAGCAGAAUCCUAGGUUCAAGGUUCUUAGAUCUCUUAAUGGACAGACUUCCCUGCCCUGAAACCAAAGACCAUUUGGUUGAGCCGUGUACUAUUUUCUUGGCCUUGAGUGAUAAAAUCCACAAGCUACACUGGUUGGAAUGGUUUUGGUUUGCCAAUCAUGGUUUUCCUAUUAUUUGAGUUUUACUUCUUGAACAAAAGGUCAGAAAUAA